This is a messenger RNA of Salvia miltiorrhiza (redroot sage), 917 nucleotides long. RefSeq names its product cucumber peeling cupredoxin-like. The record is from RefSeq and is a predicted model, not a curated record. Lineage: Eukaryota; Viridiplantae; Streptophyta; Magnoliopsida; Lamiales; Lamiaceae. The transcript has 2 exons. Bases 207 to 758 code for a protein of 183 amino acids. Gene Ontology annotation, molecular function: electron transfer activity. Gene Ontology annotation, cellular component: plasma membrane.
UUGGAAAGUUCUGUUUUUUCUAAGUAGAACUGCAACUUAUUCUACAAGCCAGUGUAGACAGCAAGCUCAAAAUUCAGCCAUUUUCGUUUAUGCAACUUCAAGAAGAUUUCACUAUAUAUACCCCUCUCUCUGUACCAUUCUUCAUACCAGCUUCUUAAAUUUGCAGUUUUAGUACUCAAAUUAAGUAAAGCAAGAAAUAGAAAGAGAUGGAUAGAGUCUCAUUUUUUAUGAUUUAUUGUGCUAUUUUUGGCUUAGUUGUUAACUUUGCAGCAGCACAAACUGUGCAUGUAGUUGGAGAUAGCAUGGGAUGGGAUAUUCCCCCAAAUACUUCUGCCUCAUAUUCCAAUUGGGCUUCUGCCAAAACAUUCAUGCUUGGCGACAUCCUAGUGUUCAACUUCAUGACUAACCAGCAUGACGUAGUCCAAGUGCCCAAAGCCUCCUACGAUGAUUGCAGCGACGACGGCGCCAUCGGCAGCGUCAUCACCGCCGGACCGGCGAAUAUCACCCUUAACUCUGCCGGCGACCGCUAUUACAUAUGCACUAUAGGCAGACACUGCGAAGCGGGACAGAAACUGUCCAUAACAGUGGUGUCGUCAUCUACUCCUCAGCCGAAUGCAUGUGCGCCGUCGCCCAACGCCGUCGCCCCCAUGCCGCCUGCUAGACUUACUCCUCCUCCUCCUCCUCCUUCUGCCUCUGUUGCUCUACCUACCAGCUUCUUGCUUCUUAUAAUUUCUGUUGGCUUAGCCCUCAUUUUCUAGAUUUUUUUAUUUUCGUCUCAUUAUUGAUUAUAGUUUCGUUUGAACUUUUAUCCUUCUUUCUUAUGUACCAUAUUGAGUAUAUGCUGUAGUCAUUUGAUUUUUGUAAUCAUUUUUAUGUUUCGAAUAAUAUGAAAUAAAAUGAAUUUGCCAUCAACUUAA